Oreochromis aureus is the source of this 3924-nucleotide messenger RNA. RefSeq names its product rho/rac guanine nucleotide exchange factor (GEF) 18a (gene arhgef18a). The transcript is spliced from 21 exons. Gene Ontology annotation, cellular component: plasma membrane. Bases 392 to 3220 code for a protein of 942 amino acids. NCBI's taxonomy places the organism in Eukaryota, Metazoa, Chordata, Actinopteri, Cichliformes, Cichlidae. Gene Ontology annotation, biological process: regulation of Rho protein signal transduction. Gene Ontology annotation, molecular function: guanyl-nucleotide exchange factor activity. The record is from RefSeq and is a predicted model, not a curated record.
AACACUCCCUCCCUCAUCAGCUCCAUUUUUUUCUUCUUAUUUGUGCACUUGUUCCUCCGGAGACAUCCUCUGUGUCUGUUGUUUUUAGCAGGCGCUGCUGACAGAUAAGAUUGAUCUCGCUUACCUUUACCUGGAAAUAACAGAAAACCUGUCUUCUCGUUCUUUCGGCUUCAUUUCAAGAGCAGGAAAUCUUUCUGUGUAAGCGUCUGAGGGCAGAGAGAAUAAGAAGCCGAAUAGUAAAGCCCUGGGGAGAGUAUUUCUCCCCCAGCCCACAAUGGCCUUUCAGCCAACUUCCUCGGUCCACGCAUGACUGCCACCCCCCCAAAAACACCAAACACAACCCCCUUCCUCUUCUUCAAGCAACACAAGCCCCAGAUCCAGAGCGGCGCAGAUGGAGGAGACCGAUAGCCGGAGAGAUCGGCUGAAGCUCUCCAGUGAGGACUUGACUGAUCCCAUCAACCUCGAAGACUCCCAUUAUACCCUGCUGCAACUCGAGCUUGAAGCCGAUGCCCAGAAUUUGGAGGCAGACUCCUGGAGUCUGACCGUGGACCAGAACUACCUAAAGAACCUGAGCAAAGAGGAAAUAAAAAGACAAGACAUCAUCUAUGAAUUGAUCAAGACCGAGGUACACCUCGUGCACACCUUAAAAAUCCUUCUCGGGGUCUACAUGCACGAGCUGAGGCAGUCCCAGCUGAUAGAAGAGGGUCGGCUGAAGAGGCUCUUCCUGGGCAUCGAACCCCUGCUCAUCGUCCACAAGCACUUCCUCAAAUGCCUCAAAAUGUGCCAAAACCAGAGUCAGGAGGAAGGAAACCCGAUUAUCUACCAAAUACCACAGAUACCAAAUGUCCUCAUCUCUCAGUUUUCAGGUUCAAUAGGAGAUCGGAUGGUGGAGUGUUACGGGAUGUUUUGCGGCCAUCGCUUAGAAGCCGACCGCAUCUACAAAGAGCUGAUCCAGAACAACAAGCGGCUGCAGGCCCUCGACAGAAAAAUAGGUCAGCUGCCUCUGGUGCGGAGGAUGGGAAUCUCCGACUGUUUGCUGUUGGUGACUCAGCGCAUCACAAAGUAUCCCGUGCUGGUGGAGCGACUCCUACAAAACAUCGACGCCGACACAGACGACCACAGGUCUCUCAGCGAAGCCUUGGAGUGCAUCAAAAACACCAUCGCCCAGGUGAACGCUGAGGUCAAAGACUGUGAGAAAGCUGCUCGUGUGAGAGAGAUUGGUUAUCGCCUGGAUCCAAAAUCUGUGGGGCGGCUGAACGGAGGCGAGGUCAUCCGCAGGGAGGAUCUGAUCCAGGGCAACAGGAAGCUGGUGCAUGAAGGCGCGGUCACCUGGAAGUCAUCUGGUAAACAGAAAGACGUCCAUGCUGUGCUGCUGUCAGAUGUGCUGCUCCUCUUACAAGAGAAAGACCAGAAGUUCGUAUUUGCUGCUGUUGAUAACAAACCUCCAGUCAUCUCCCUUGAAAGACUGAUAGUCAGAGAGGUGGCCAUGGAGGAGAAGGCCAUUUUUCUCAUCUGUGCACGCACCGUCGGCUUGCCGGAGAUGUAUGAGAUCCACAUGGGCUCACGAAAGGAGCGCAUCACGUGGGAGGCCAUCAUACGAGAAGCGUUGGAACGUCAUCAGGAAGAGGUGCAGUACAACGAAAUGAUCACUACUCUGCAAAGGUUUCAAGUUCAUCUUAAGGAGAGGGACGACCGCAUAAAGGAAAGUCUGACAGAGAAGCAGCAGCUCUUUGCUGCUCUCUAUAAGCGCGUGACCGGGCAGGAAACCCCUUAUGAUGGACUGCAUCUCGUAAGAGGCGCCAACGACCUCCAGCAGUGGGAGACGCUGUUGAACACAGCCAUAGACGAAGUGGAAAUCCUGCAGAACCUGCUCGCCUUGAAGACGAGUAACACAAACGCUCCCGUGGAUGAGAGUAACGCACAGGGAGGGCGGGUCAGGAGGGCCCAGACCUUUGGAGAGGCAGAUAGUAAAUCUGCAGCUAGCACUUGGAAAUAUGGCAAAGAAGCUGAUGACCUCGAAAAGUUCAGUCCUCCGAAUAUAAGCCACAGCUUUAGUGACCAGCUGCUGCAGGGCUACUUCUCCGAAGGCCCAGAAGAGUCUGCUGAUGGAGAACCCGACAAUCUCUCGCUGUUACAUUUCCCCGAGGCUGAGAUUUAUGACAGGGUGAUGAUGCUCGGGCAGAGGCUGUACAGCUUAAAAGCUGUCAUCGUUCAACAGGACAGCCAGAACGCGCUGCAGCACGCUUUCCAGUCGCAGAACCAGCGGCCCGCUACCUUCAGCAACGCCUUGUAUGAGUACGAGAAGCAGCGCAGCUUGGAAAAGCAGCGGGAGGAACUCAACAGCUUGAGCAAGCAGCAGGCGCAGCUUCGAGAGGAGCAGCAGCACUGGGAGAAGGAGAAGGAGCGGCAGAGGCGCCAGAUGGAGGUUCAGGAGGCUCAGCUGAAGCAGAAGGAGGAGGAGUGUAGGAAGUUGGAGGAGAAGCUCAGCGAGGAGAAGGGCGAACUGGACGUGCAGAAAAAAGAAUACCAGCAGGACCUGGAGAGACUGAGGGAGACCACAAAAACACUGGAAAAAGAAAAGGAGCGUUUGGAUCACGAGAUGGAACGUUUGGAAAAAAUAAAGAUGAAGUACAAAACAAAUAUCGGACAGCCAAACUACGACGAUCCCGCUCAGUCUGUGAUGUACUCGUCAUUCAGGGGAAGCACAGUGAACGGAGGCACUCUGACCUUAACGCCCUCCACAAAACCGCCCGAUUCUCUGGAAAUCCCCCCAAAGGUUCCACCGCGCAGGGAGAGCAUCUGCAUACACCCGGCCAAACCCAGCCUGCCCUCCAACCUGGUCAGCACCACCAACCAGGUGCACAAACCUGUACCCGUGCAGCAGAAGAUCCCCAAAAAACUGGCUACUACCAAGGGGAAGGACAAAGCCUCCAAGAAGCAAACCCACAAGAGGGCCCAGAGCGCAGCCUCCAUAGACCUGAGCGAGGUGGCACCCAUCCAGGUGACGGGGAAAGAAGGAGGAAGUCUGAGGUCCCAGAGGAAAACCAGUCCUCAAAGGAUCAUAAAUACAGAUACUUUCAGUCCUCCAGCAUUUGUCCAGAAUGUGAAGACUCCUCAGAACCUCAAUAGACGGAGGAGCAGCGACACUUCUCCACCAGCUCCACCUCCUUUCCCCAAGGACAUUGCCAAACAGAAAAAAGAGAAGGAAAUCUUUCUUUAACCAUAAACUUCAGACCAUUGGGCGAGUCUGGAAUCGCAGACGGAACUGUGAGAAGACUUCAGGAUGACCGUGUGUGUGUGUGUGUGUAUAAAGAAAUAAUUGUAAACAAAGCAGAUGUUUGAUGAAUGUAUACACCGUCCUGCUAGAGCAUGUUGGAAGAGUGAAGACGUUUGGCCUCGUUUGUACAUUUGAGAAAGAUCUUAUUUUGUAUUUUUAUGGCCAAAAAAAGUGUUCUUUUUUUUUUCUUUUUUUUUUUUAAUCAUUUUUGUUUUAAAGUACGAUCUGUAGCCAUGUAACACUCGUGUCUUAAGCUCUUGCUUUUAUAGUCAACGAUGGUGUGUGAGAGUGAGUGAGCAGUAUAUCUGACAGAUUUACCUAUUUAAAACUGAACUGUAAAGCAUUUUAUUUUACUUUUGUUUGAAUGAAUCAGAUAUCAAUGAUUUUUAAUUUUUUCUUUUUUAACCUGCUGAGCAUGUGUACAAAUUAAGUGUGUGUGGAAGUAGUGUGAGCGCACCGUUAAACGAACAUGAACAAAGACUCAGCAGGUUGCAUCCACAACACUUACAACUCUGUUAAAAAAAUGUUCUGGGGAUGUGAAAGAUUUAACCUCAUGUGCCUGAUUUUCUCUGGUAGAAGUACUCACUCGUCUUUGUUCCAUGUAAAAUAUUUAACAUGUUGUGGAAUAAAAGCAGGCUGAUUUUACA